GUUUAUUUGACAAUUCUGCCUAUGUUACUUGCUUUGGAAGUAUUUACUCGGUAGUACCAAUAGAAAGUGACUGAAAAUCACAAAACGGUUCCGGCGGAGUACGGCGGCGGCCAUGGAUUCAAGAGAGCAUCGUCGGCAUCACUUCGCCAUGUUUCCGUGGCUUGCGUACGGCCACAUGUUUCCUUUCCUCCAGCUAGCCAACGACCUCGCCAAAAGAGGCCACUCUGUCUCCUUCUUACUCCCUCAAACCGCUCGCCGCAGACUAUCCCACGCCAAUCUUCACCCUCACCUCAUCACCUUUCAUUCUCUUUCAGUCCCUCACGUUGAAGGUCUCCCUCAUGGGGCUGAGACCACAUCUGAUACGAAUAAUGCAAUAGCGCUGUUGUUAGCCAUGGACGGAAUGCAGGAUCAGGUAAAGGCGGUGCUCAAGGUGGAGAAGCCAAAUUUCGUAUUCUUUGAUUUUGCCGAUUGGAUACCAAAUAUAGCCUCAGAGAUAGGCUGCAAGACGGUAUUUUUCAGUGUCGUUAGCCCUGCAUCAUCUGCAAUCGCUCUGCUAACCUCCACAAACAAAGAGAAGCCAUUGAAAUCGUCUGAUCUUAUAGAAUCUCUCCUAAGCUACCCUUCUUCUGAUGUGCCCAUUCUUCGCGAACACGAAGCACGCUCAUUGGCAUUGCUAGCUAGUCAACCCAACAACAAUAUAAGAAAGAUCGUCAGUAAGAGUGUAUCCGGAGCCAAACAUAGUGAUGCAUUGGCAGUGAGAACCUGCAAAGAAAUCGAAGGCGUCCAUUGCAACAACCUGUCAAUGCUCUACGGGAAAUUAGUGUUUUGCACUGGCCCUCUCUUCCCCGAACCAAGAAAAGAGCCGUUAGAUGACACAAUUUCAAUCUUUCUCAACAAAUUUAAUCGUGCUUCUGUGGUUUUCUGCUCAUUUGGAAGUGAACUUGUUCUUGAAAUUAACCAUUUCCAAGAACUUGUCCUAGGCCUGGAACUCACAGGGCUACCCUUUCUUCUGGCUGGCAUUAAACCGCCAAAAGGGACAGCUUCCAUUCAAGAAGCCUUACCAGAGGGAUUCCAGGAAAGGGUAAUAGGAAAGGCAAUGUUGUAUGAAGGGUGGGUUCCCCAAACUCAGAUUCUAAUGCACAUAUCAAUUGGGUGCUUUGUGAGUCACGGUGGGUCCGCCUCAAUGUGGGAAUCUUUCUUGAGUGACUGCCCAAUAGUGUUUAUGCCAACAAGGAUAGACUAUGCUCUGAAUGCCAGGCUCAUGACUGAAGAGCUUCAGCUUGCAGUGGAAGUGGAAAUGGAAAAGGGUGAAAAUGGUUGGUUUUCAAAGGAGAGGAUUAGCAGAGGUGUUAAGACAGCCAUGGAUGAAGAGCGCAAGCUGGGUGGUCUGUUGAAGAAGAACCACACGAAGUGGAGGGAUUUGUUUUUGAGCAAUGGAUUUGCCGACAGUUACAUUGACAAAUUCAUUCAGAAUUUGGGUGAAGAAACUUUCGGAUUGUAAGAUUUUGUGUGUGUUGUGAUUUGAGAAGUUAUUAAAAUUAUACCGUAGUAGUAUACUAGUAUUGAACAUGAUGAUAAAUGUAAUGAUGGUAACAAUGGUGAUAAAUGUAAUUUGUUUGAU
Messenger RNA from Cuscuta europaea, 1621 nucleotides. The record is from the annotation of a GenBank genome assembly. Lineage: Eukaryota; Viridiplantae; Streptophyta; Magnoliopsida; Solanales; Convolvulaceae.